CAUUGUCACUCUAGUCGACUGUGCAUUGUCCUGGGGCUGGCACUGGCUGUCACUGUCUCACAGAUUGCGGCGCAAGGCGGUGGUGGCGGUGGUGGCGGCGGCCUCUUUGACGGCCUCGGCAACCUAGGUAACUUGGGACUUGGCGACUUGGGGCUGGGUAAUCUUGGCAUGAACGAUAACACAAAUGACAACACUAUGAAUAUGAACGGUCUCGAUAACCUCGAUAACCUCGGUGCCCUUGAUGCUAACUCAGGUCUUGGGGGCGGCAAUGGCGGCGGUGGCUUUGGCGGCGGAGGCGGCGGCGCCCCAGGACUGGGCGGACAGAAUCUGGCCGGCUUUGGACGACAGCAGCAGAUGGCGAAUCCGGGGGCGGCGAAUCCGCUUGCAGGACUGGGCAACCUUCUUGGCGGAGGAGGAGGAGGUGGUGGUCGAGGAGGCGGAGGAGGUCUUCCGGGUCUUCUCGGCGGUGGCGGCGGUGGCCUCAACCCCUUGGCCGGUCUCGGACAGGCGCUGGGCGGUUUGACCGGUCUGGGCGGCGGCAACAAUGGCGGUGGCCUGCUCGGUGGCCUCGGCGGUGGUGGUAAUCAGCAGAGAGGCGGCGGCGGUCUGGGCAAUGGCCUCGCCGGUCUGAACGGCGGCGGCAUGAACCGUGGAGGCAUGGGCGGCAAUAAUGGAGGAGGAGGCGGCGGCUUCGGCGGCCUCGACCAGCUGGGAAACCUCGGUGGUGGAGGAGGCAAUGGCGGCGGUAUGAACAAUUUCAACCUGGGAGGCGGAAAUGACGGCGGUCUUGGAGGUCUCGGCGGCGGCAAUGACUUUGGCGGCCAAGAUCUGGGCAACCUUGGAGGCGGUGGCGGUGGCGGCGGCGGUGACUACGACAACCUCGGAGACGCUGGUUUCAGUCGAAAGUAG
Molecule: messenger RNA, 909 nt
Organism: Rhagoletis zephyria (snowberry fruit fly)
Lineage: Eukaryota; Metazoa; Arthropoda; Insecta; Diptera; Tephritidae
Source: RefSeq, a predicted model, not a curated record